UGGUACACGGAUGACAGGCAGUCGAAAGGUGGCCAGUGAAGGAGAGGGUAAGGAGCGUGCGACUAACAGACCAAACAUGCAGUAAUGAAAAUGUGCUAGCCAGUAAUUCACGAGCGAGUCUUGAUCGAGCGCUAGUCAGCCAGGAGUGGGAGGCGUGCGUGACUUAAGUGUGACUCGCGACCAUGUUAGCGUGGCGUGUGGCGUUGGUGGUGGCCGUGGUGCCUUACCUGGCGGGGGCACAGCUAGCCGCAGAGGCCCAGGACCCAGCCGCGGAGUGUGAGUGUUCCCCGGCGUGUGAGGGCGCGGUGGAGGGCAGUUGUCGCGGGGGUGUGGUGGCGCGGAAGGACUGCCCAUGUUGCAACGUGUGCGCCAGGCAGGAGGGGGAGAUAUGUGCCUUGCCCUCCAUGCCCUGCGACACCAAGUUCGGCCUCUUCUGCUCUCCUGACGGUGUUUGCAAAGCUGAAUUCAAGUGCGCCGAAGAUGCAGAGUGCCCUGAGGAUCGCUUCUGCCUGGGCGGUGUGUGCGUGGACGCUUGCCUGAUCCUGACGCCGUGCCUAGGGACUCUGCAGGGGGGCAAGUGCGUGUCCAGGAACCACCAUCCCAUCUGUGAGUGUCCGGAAGGCACUGUAGCCAACCCAGAGGAGAAUGCGUGCCUUAAUGUCAACAGCACUGCUCAAGGCUGUGAGUACGAGGGCCGCCUGUACGCCCCCGGUGAGGCGCGCUACACCCAGCACUGCAUGGAACGCUGCACCUGCCAAGCUGACGGAACCUUCACCUGCGACUCCGUCACCUGCCCGCCAGGACUCUACCUUGCCGGCCACCACGCACAGCAAGAACUCUGCAUUGAACUGCGUAAUCGCCCCGGGGCGGACGAGUGCUGUGUGGUGGUUGCCUGCGCCAACAGCCUGGCGCGCCCCGCGGGCUCUGAUGCACCGCCGCUGGGCCACCUGCCGCCCAUCACUCAGGAAGAAAUGUCCGCAUUCCCCAUCACGGGCCGCGCCCUGAAUGGUGCGCCGAACAGGGAGGAGUACCAAAAGAAGCUCCUGGAGCUGGAGAAGGAGCUUGCCAAGGAAAAGAACAGUGACAAGAAAGCAUCGAGAGACGAGGUUGGUCUGGAGGAGCCAGACACAGCUACCGAUGACACGCCAAUGGAAGAGAUGGAGACCACCACGACUGUUCCUGAUGCAAACACCGAGCAGAUACCGAUGGUUGACCCCAUGGAGUUCACCACCGUCACGUCCCAGGCUGAAGACUUUACUCAAGUUGUGGACGAGAUGACAGAAGCGGAACCAACGACCACUGUCACUCCCAUGACGCAAGAAGAAGCAGCAGGACAGCAGCAGCAGCAACAACUGGAGGAGGAAGUCCAGCCUGCGGUGGUAGUGGAAUACGACGACGUAGGCGAGAAGGUGCACCGCAUCACCGUGGAGGAGCAAGUGUUGGUGGUCACCACGGAAGCUGCCACGCUGAUGGAAGAAGAGGAAGCUGCCACUGACGUUCCUCUUCCGUCUGACCUCAGCGGGCAGGAGGAGAUGACCAGAGAAGGAAAGAGCGCUGCAGCAGAAGGCGAGAACAGCACCACGGAGGAACAUCGGGAGGUGUCCACGGAGUCCCCCAAGCUGGAGACGAAGGGCGGCGUGGGCGGUCUCAAGGUUCGUCAGGUGACACACAACUCCACCACCCUCCUGCUGCCCACGAGUAAAGGCGGCGAGCUGUAUUACAAGGCUGCUGAUGGAGUGGAGUGGCUGCAGAAACAAGUUGAACCCGGAAAGGACUCGAUAGAACUCCCCGGCCUUCUGCCAGCCACUCAGUACACCUUGAAGUGGACAGGGGCCUUCGGGGGAUCUGCCAAAAUUAAUGUGGAGACUGAGGGAGGUUGUCGGCUGAAGAACAUGUCAUAUGGUAUUGGGGAGACGUGGUUCGACGGGUGUGCCAAGAGGUGCUCCUGCAGACCCUCCGGCAAGAGUGAGUGCCAGCCCAGGUGUGCCAUCCAGCCUCGUGAUGGUGCCUUGCAGGACCCGACGUGUGAGCAGCGACCAGACCCCGCAGACCCACAGUGCUGCUUCAUUUACGAGUGUCCCGGUGACAGUCAGGUGCAGGCGGCGGAGGGUCAGCGUGUGGAAGCCAACCUGCCCAAGCUACUGGUGACCGAGAAGAGCCACCACUCCAUCACCCUCGCCUGGGAUGACUUCAGGGGCAGGACUUACGAGGGAGGCUACGUGGCGGAGUACAGGAAGGAGAUGGAGGUGUCCCCUGGUGAGGAAGAGCUGCCCUGGAUGAGGAAGGAGGUGCCUAUUGGUGAAUUCCAGCCCAGACUCACCGUGGAAGGUCUUCAGCCUGACACACUGUAUGAGGUACGAGUGUCUAUUUUCGACGAGGCGGAGGACAAGCGGCGGGAGAGUACGGAGACAAUCAACGUGAGGACGGAAGCUGGAUGUGUGUACGGGAACGAUUCUUACCCAGUGGGGGAGUUCCUGCGGGGCUGUGAUGAGAGGUGCAAGUGUAUGGCCAGCGGGGAGGUGCAGUGCUUCGAGCGUUGUUCUCCGCCUUUCGCACGAGCUGGGUCAUACAUCGACGAUCCAAUGUGCAAGGAGAUACCACAUGAAUCGGACGAGUGUUGCGUGGCGGUGCAGUGCGAGAGCAGCGCGCAAGCAGCCAAGGAGGAGUGUGUGAACGUGGUGUGUGGACCUAACGCAGAGUGCUCUCCGGGUGUAGCAGUGGUGAAGGACCUCACACUGCUCGAUGGGGAGGCAGACGAGCCCGUGAACCUGUGCCGCUGUCUGGAUGGAUUUAUUGGCAACGCUUCUGAUAUUGUCACAGGCUGUGUUUCAGCCUCAGGAGCCAAGGAGGGAGGCUGCACCUUCAAGAACAGCACGUACAGACCCGGGGAUGUGUUCUAUGACAUGUGUACCCUGCGCUGCACCUGCAAUAACAACACUGAGCUGGAGUGCGAGCCUCGCUGUGAGUUCUCCCAUGAAGACGGCACAGAGACAGAGCCUGGCUGCAAGUAUAUCACAGAUCCUGAUGACUCAUGCUGCCGAAUCCGUGUCUGCAACUCCACCUCUGAGGCUGUCACCGAUGAUGCCCUUGCCUCAUCGCUGCCUUCUGAUGGUUGCACACAAGGCAAUGUCACUUAUGCCAGACAUGCUACCUUUUACAAUGGCUGUGAGUCGCAAUGUGUCUGCAUUGGCUUUGGUGACAUCUCCUGCACUCCAAGGUGUCCACCGUUCAAGGUCAUGCCUGAAGGUGCAGAAAAAUGUGAGACUCUGCCAGACCCUAACGAUUCGUGCUGCUCCAUCACAGUCUGUGACGAGCCCACUCCUGAUGUCAUGAGGGCCAACAUCACUGAACUGGAAGACGAAGUGAUGAGAAAUAUGACAGAGACAGAUAAGGAAAUGAUGAUGAAUGAAAUGAGAAACAUGACAGACAUGGAGAAGGAAAUCAUGAUGAAGAAGAUGCUGAACAUGACAGACACAGAGAAAGAAGCAGCAAUGAAGAACAUGACAGAAAUUGUUGAUGAGGUGAUGACUGAAGCCCAUGAGCUGGAGUCCACUCACAACGACACCCUCGGCCAUGACCACACCCAUGACAACGAGGAAGAACUGACAGGCAUACACACCCACGAACACACCCACGCUGACGGCACCACCCACUCCCACCCCCAUGACCACAGCAUGAACCACACCCAUGAUGAGCAUGACUUGAUGCUCUUGCACGAACACAUGAAUGACACCCAUGACCAUGAGCAUGGCAUGGGUGACAUGCACACUCAUGAAGAUGGAACCACCCACACUCACAAUGAUACAAUAGACCAUGACCACACCCAUGACAGCGAGGGUGAAGUGACUGGUGAACACACCCAUGCUGAUGGCACCACCCACUCCCAUCCCCACGACCACAGCACGAACCACACCCACGAUGAGCAUGACAUGGUUGACGUACACCUGCACACCCAUGAAGACGGCACCACACACAGCCACCCUCAUGACCCUAAUGACAUACACACUCACAAUGACACCAUAGAUCAUGACCACACCCAUGAGAAUGAGCAUGAACUGACUGGAAUACACACUCAUGAACACACCCAUGCUGAUGGCACCACCCACUCCCACCCUCAUGACCACAGUAUGAACCACACCCAUGAUGAGCACGACAUGGCUGUGAUGCACAUGCACGAACACACCCAUGAAGAUGGCACCACACACAGCCACCCUCACAACCAUGCUAUGAAUGACACUCAUGACCAUGAGCAUGGCAUGGAUGACAUGCACAUUCAUGAAGAUGGAACUACUCAUAGUCAUGAUGAAACUUUUGGACAUGAUCACACUCAUGAGCAUGAACACGAACUAACUGGUGUACACACCCACGAACACACCCAUGCUGACGGCACCACCCACUCCCACCCUCAUGACCACAGCAUGAACCACACCCACGAUGAGCAUGACAUGGCUGUGAUGCAUAUGCACACCCAUGAGGAUGGCACCACACACAGCCAUCCUCAUGACCCCAACAUGGAACAUUCACAUGACCAUGAUAUGCACCAUGAAAAUGAUAUGGAUGGAAUUGGCAAUCACACUCAUGUUCACGAAAACGGCCUUGUACAUUCUCACCCUCAUCACCACGAUGAGGACGAGGGCCACAAUCACACACACUUCAAUAAUGUUUUGGAUAAGAAGAGUCGAGCAGAGGAUCUGGGCAGCCACGACCUGAACAUCCUGAAGGUGACGGCCGUCAACGCCACGGCUGUCAUGAUAAGAGUGGCUGUCUCUGAUGCUGUGCGGCUCAAGGUUCUUUCCUCUGAGGACCAGCACUUCAUUGUCCUGUUCAGUCCUGAUUCUCUAACUUGGUCAGAAAAGAAGGUCUUUGUGAGGGAUAUUGAAAUAGAGAACCUGAAUGAGAUUGUUAUGUACCUGAACGACCUGCAGCCUGCAACAGCCUACCAGUUCCGUGUGUCUUUCCUUGACCUGGUCAGCUCCACCUCCAAGGCCACACUCCUCAGCAGCUCCUCUGAUCCAGGUGUGCCAGAACCCUCCAGGCUGGAGUGUGUUGAGGGUGAGAUCAUCGAGGAAGAGACAGAAUGUGGGAGUCGGUGCACCUGUAGUGGAGGACAGAUCCACUGCAAGCCUCGGUGUCCUCUGUUUCAGCUUCCACCAGACUUAAAUUGCACUAUUAUCACAAGCCCACAAGACCCCUGCUGCUCUGUGCCAGACUGCCAAGUGAUGCCUCUGGAGCAUGACACAUCAGCACCACAGGAACACACUGAGGUUACUCUUGUGGUGUCUGAUGGGAUGAUGGAGAUGAAUAGCACUCAUGAGUCCAGUAGCUUGCCAGAUGACAAGAAUCUUACCAGCAAUGACUUCAUGACGACUCUGACUGAUGAGCCUGAUGAUGUUCCUAGCACUGAUUCAGUCAUGGGGGAGGAUGUUGCUCAUGCCGCCACAGAUAUUGAAAAGGAUAUGAUUAAUGACACAGAAGAUAUCCUGCCCAGGAAUAAGACUUCUUUCCUCGAAGAGAAGUCCUCCUCUUCUGACAGACCUCGGAAACACUUCACGUCUUUGAAUGAUCUUCUGACUAAACACAAACAGCUUGGGAGUUUCCCACUCAAUACAACGACAGUCAAGACUCCUACACUCGUGGAAGGCUCAAAGAGAGAUGGAAUGCUGAACAACACUCACGCAGAAGCACCUCACCAACACAAUGCUUCCCUGUUAGUUCUUGUGGAUGGCAAAGACACUAACAUGAUCAACACUACUGAGCCAGAUGACUCAGAUAUUAUGACCACAAAUGAGGAAUCCAAGACUGAUUUUGAAACUUCAGAUACAUAUGAUGCUGAAUACUCUGUAGAUGAAACCCAUUUACAAAACAAUAACAGUGAAAGUCUCCUGAUCAAUGGAACAAUUAGUAUCUUCCCCAAUAAAGUAAAUGUAAAUGAGGUUAAGUCUUCAAAAACUGAUGGUGAUGUCCUCAAAACUUCCACUGAUGACAGGAGUCACCUCUUUUCAUCAUCCAGCCCAGGGAUAAAUGAAACUCACUCCAUUGAUCUGUCUGAAUCAGAUUCAGCCGAUGCUGUGUCGGCCUCUCAAGUGGGCAACUCAGAGGAUCCCAACUCAAAGGACCCUCCCACGUACCUGCCGGACCACCACUUCAAUAUAAGUGAAAUUUUAGAUGCUGAGUUGAAAGAAAAUUUACAUCUGGUACCUUUUGAACGCAAAGCUGGAUCUGAAGAGCCUGAGAGUAAUGGCCAUUUGCCUUUCAAUCAAGAAGAAGGUUCUUACAUUGCAACUGAUCAGGAGCACCAUGUGGACAUUGGUGACUAUGAUUAUGAAGAGAACUUACAUCUACCUCUUGAGCACAGAGACGGUUCUGAACAACCUGGAAGUGAUGGCUAUUUGCCGCUGCAUGAAGAGGAAAGUUCUUAUUUGCCAUCUGAUCAGGAGCACCGUGUGAACAUUAGUGAAAUACACAGUGCUGACUAUGACUUUGAAGAAAACUUACAUCUACCUCUUGAGCACAGAGAUGGUUCUGAACAGCCUGGAAGUGAUGUCUACUUACCAUUGCAUGAGGAAGCAAAUUCUUACUUACCAAAUGAUCAGGAGCACCGUGUGAACAUUAGUGAAAUUCAUGAUGCUGACUAUGAAGAGAACCUACAUCUACCUUUUGAGCACAGAGAAGGUCAUGAACAGCCUGGAAGUGAUGGCUUUUUACCACUGCACCAAGAAGGCUCUUACUUACCAACUGAUCAGGAACACCAUGUAAACCUUAGCGGAAUCCACAGUGCUGACUAUGACUAUGAAGAGAACUUACAUCUACCUUUUGAGCACAGAGAUGAUUUUGAAGAACCUGGAGAUGUUGGAUUUUUACCUUUGAAUCAUGAGGAGAGGCAAUCCUUACCUUCUGACCACAAGGAUGAGUGGAACCUUACAGAAGAUGACAGGGAACACUUUGAAACCCCGCACCACACCAACCACUCGACUCAGACGCGAGUUGAAACAUCCUACCACGUUGAGUAUAGCGAUGGUAUGAACCACUCUGGCUCGGACUCACCCAGUGUCCAUGAGCAUGUCUCCCACCACUCAGUGAGAGGAGAGCCACCAAUCAAUGACAGGAUGCACCAUUUGGAUUCCUCAAGCAAGAAUAACCUCCAUGAUCAAAGUAAAGGUUUGGCAAUUGACGCCAGCCAGAUGUGUUCCCACGAGGGAAAGUACUACAAGCCUGGCCAAGAGUUCUAUAAAGGCUGCUCCUACGUCUGCAUCUGCACCGAGAGUCUGGAGGUGCACUGCGCUGCCAUCGAGUGUCCGCUGUCCUUCGGCCUUGAGCUUAUUGAUCCUGACUGUCUUGACUGGAAGAUUGACCCAGACCACAUCCCUGAGCCACCUAAGUGUUGUGGCCAGAUGAAGUGUGUGUCCAGCUCAGCCUGUCAGUACAUGGGCCAGACCUUCAAGAAUUAUGACCAGAUCCCACGAGAGAUGACCGGCUGCUCCCAGGUGUGUACUUGCAACUAUGGCAACGUGACCUGCAGAGACCCGUGUGACCCAGUGCCUGCCAUCCCGCCCCCUGACCUGCAGUGUGCCUCAGAACAUGCCGUCAUCGUGACCCUGCCUGGAGAGACCUGCUGCAGAGCCUGGCAGUGUGCUACUCAUUCUGUUGAAAGUGUCCCUGCCACCUUUCCUCUGCCCCCUGUGUCUGUGGUGGGGGCCCCACCCACUCCUGCCCUCCUGCCCGCCACCUUCCCUGCCACCCCUUACUUUGGGCCAGAUGAGGUGAUCUCCAAGCCACACAUUUCACCACUGGAUGCCUCCACCAUCCACCUCAUCUUCACCACUCCCACCGUGUACCAAGGCCUGCCAGGAGAACUCUUCCUCAGAUACACCAGUGAUUCAGAGGGACAGCCAGACCCCAACACCUGGAUGAGGGAGGUGCUGGUGCCCAUGGGGUCCCUCAUCCUCCAGUCUGAGUGGGACCACAUACUGACCGGCCUGGAACCUGCCACUGAGUACACCCUGCAGCUGGUGCUCACUGUCCAGCGUGCCGAGCCCAUCUUCUCCCCUGUCUUUACCUACACCACCAUGGAAGAAGCCACCGAUCCACCCACCACCACUCCCCUGCCGCGCCUGGACAUCGACGCAGAGCUGUAUGCUUCAGAGAUCACAAAGAUGUCAGCCAAGGUGUCAUGGAGGAGCUUCAGUGACUAUGAGCUGCAAUACAUUGAUGGUGUACAAGUCAAGUAUACUCAGAAGAAUAAUCUGAUCCCCAAGUUCAGUCAGCUGUUCCACCAUAACAAUGACCAGAUGGACCUUCGUGACCUGCAGCCCGACUCCACCUACACUGUGGACCUUGUGUUCAUCACCCAUGAGAACCAGACCACAAAGGUCACCAACACCAAGCCAAUCACCUUCACCACACUGCCAGAGGAAGAUCCUUAUGACUUUGAGAUUGGCAUCAGAACUGGCAAGAUAACUUCCCAAACUGCUGAGCUGCUGUACUCUGGCAUCCCGGAGCCAGAGGUGAAGUAUGUCAGCGUGUACCGAGUGGUAUACAUCAACGACAACGAGAGGACAGACUCGCAGACCUUCAAGAUCCCUCAGAGUGGCCAGGACAAGAUGGUCUAUAUCAGCGAGCUGAAGCCAGAUGUUAAAUAUGUGGUGUGGCUGGAGGCAUUCCUGUCCAACGGCCGCAAGAAGAAGAGUAACGUGGUGGAGUUCUCAACGAAGGCCGGCCAGCUUCCCAAGCCGGAGAAGAGUGAGAUUGAUCCUAAUGAAGUAGAAAGCAACGGAGAGAACUACUAUCCUGCCCUGGUGGCCGUGGCCCUCAUUGCUGCCGUGGCCUGCCUGGGCUUCCUGGCCCUCCUCGUCAUUCUCCUGAGGAAACAGAGCCACGCCAAGGCUCACAUUAACUCAUCGAGGAACAACGCCUCGUAUGACAACCCGUCAUACAAGGUAGGGGACAAUACUUAUGACAUGGAGAUGAACGGCAUCAAGGGGAAUAGUGGGAACGGCGCCACACAUCCAGAGGAGCAGCCUUAGUCCCUCACCACAGCCUUCCCUCCUACCCCCCCCACCUUCCCUCUGUCCUGUCUCACUGUCUCACUGGCCCUCCACUGUGUGUCAAUAUUGAUUCUUUCUUUUAUUUUGUCUUUGUUUUUUUGUUUUGUUUUGUUUUGUUUUCUGUUUACAGAAAUUCAGCUCAUGUAAAAAUUGCUUCAGUCAAUAUUUUUGAUGUAAAUAAGUACUGUGUGACAAUAUUCAAAGUCCUGUUACUAUGCCAUUGCCUGAAGUAAGAUGCCUGAGAGCUAAGCAUUAUUAUGACUUUUUUUCAUGAUCUUUUAUUAUUAUGUAGGUUAAGGUUCACUGCAAGGAAACCUGCAGGUGAGAGUAAAUGUAUAAAAUAUAUACGACUAUAUACUCAGGUGUUGAACGCAGUAAUUUCAAUGGUGACUGGUAAGGGAUAACGUGUAAUAUACAUCCGUACGUCCGUCUUAUGAUUUAUUUUUAGAUUAUUCUCUUACAUUUUUUUCCUUAAUGAUUAGACACCAUAAUAAGCAACCCUCAAGCUUAAUACUAACGUGUGCUUUAGUCAUUUACACAUUUUCUAUUCCUAGUUAUUUAUAGUUUUCUAUAAAUGAAGAAGUAACCCAGAGUAAUGAGCUGGUGCUCCAUAAAACCAUUUGGUUGUGCCUUUCUUAGCAACAGUGCUGUAUGUAAGUGUGCCAUUAUUGUAUGCUAGCACAAACAAAGUGUAUGGUAGUGUUCCUGCAUCUCCUUCCCACACUGAACUCAGUCUUGUUACUGAGCAGACUGAAGGUUUGUGGAUGGAGGUUUAUUCCAAUUAUUAAACUGUGUUGUUUCCAGGACCGGAGACCCUCAGAGCUCACUUCACAUUGCUUGUUCCCUCAACAUGUCCAUGUUGUGCUCAUCAACAAAACAACAGAAACAUGCUAUCAGUUUGUGAACUGAAUUAUCUUGUUCUGAGAUGAAGGAAUUGUUUGAGAUCCUUGGUGGUGAUUGCAUCAGCUAACAUUCAGCUGGUGAGUGUCCUCGUCAACCAGAGCAAGUGUUUUGCGACUCCUUUCCCAUUCCUUUUGUAGAUAGGAUAAAGCCUGAAGGUUGGUCCUGGAAGCAAUAUUGCCACAGAGUGUACAUGUACAUGUGAUAGUUGAUUGACCUGCAGCAUUGCACUACAACAUGAUUGUUGUCAGGUCUGGUUAUGCAAUAUAAGUUAGGAACAACUUGAGCUUAGAAUGUAUUUUCUAUUUUUUUAUAUUUUGAUAAACAGUCACUGUAAAUCGCAAGGUCUCCCUGUCAUUGGUGGCGGUGGGAGUGCCUGCUGACUGGCCUGCCCGGAGCUGUGUGGCAGGCUGCGUGGGAUGUCACUUUCUGGCCUCCUCAUAGUAUUUGUCUGUAACAAACCCAGAGAAAAUAUAUUGUAAAGAUUACCACAACAGUAUACUAUUUUAACAAAAUUUAUGCAUUACUCCAAAAUAUAUAUUAUAUAACUUGGCAUAUUUUAAUGAUUUCAAGUUGACUUGUUAAUAUUGGUGCAGCACUUGUACAGUUAUUAUUGUAAAGAUUUUGUGCAGAUAUGCACAUUAAACUACUCUUUUUAG
Molecule: messenger RNA, 10603 nt
Organism: Portunus trituberculatus (swimming crab)
Lineage: Eukaryota; Metazoa; Arthropoda; Malacostraca; Decapoda; Portunidae
Exons: 29
Coding region: 183-9023 (2946 amino acids)
Cellular component (GO): extracellular region
Molecular function (GO): protein binding
Source: RefSeq, a predicted model, not a curated record